This is a messenger RNA of Chaetomium fimeti, 1197 nucleotides long. RefSeq lists its product as uncharacterized. The transcript has a single exon. The coding region runs from base 201 to 1031 and encodes 276 amino acids. The record is from RefSeq and is a predicted model, not a curated record. Lineage: Eukaryota; Fungi; Ascomycota; Sordariomycetes; Sordariales; Chaetomiaceae.
GUUCUUCGGAUACAAGAGGCAGCUUGACAUGGUUUGCGGGGCUCCUUUUCUGGGCGCCAAGGCCAACCCCCGCUUAAACCAUACAGGCAGUAAUCGAAAACGCCGUGGUGGACCUCACCUCGUCGCAUCCAACUGGGAACCCAAAUCGACAAACAAAUCUCGACCUCAACUUCACAACUUCGCAUAUCAUUUUGGAUGCAAUGAACCUCGUCGAACGAGUCCUUUCGUGGCUCCCUCCCAAGCUGAGGCGCAAACUCUGGAGGCUACGCAGCCGCUUGCGCCAGCCCUUCACUCCUCUCGAGCUACGCCGAUCGCUGGGCACACUGCGCAUGAUCCACGCCGAUGGUUUCCACGAAUCCUUCCCCACCGCGCGUGCUUGCCUAGAUCUUGCGCGCCUCCUCUUCAAGCUGCCGUGGUCUCACCCGUGCUGCCUCCCGCCGCCGCCCAGCGAAAUCAUGGCCUAUCCACAUCACCAGUACUUUCAAACACACCACGCCGCCCUCCUCGGCGAACGCCUGCUGCCCCUCUGGCGCUGGCGCGACACGGCACCGCGCUCCUUCUUCCGGAUAUAUGAAACCUUUUGCGCCAGCCACCACGAGUACAUCGGGUACGAGACCGAGUAUUUCUGGUACCGCAACGACCCGGCCUGGACACCCGAGAUGCUGCCCGACCCGCGUGAGUUCGGAGUUCUGGCCGCAGGCGAGGAAGGCGAGCGGCAGCUCGCCGUGCUCGCUUCGACGGCAGAAGCCCUGGCAGACGCCUUUAACUGGCGCUAUAUGUACGGCUUCCGGAGCGACCGCGAGCACGUCGAGCCGUCCAUACACGACCCGCCGCGCGUCUACAAGACCGUCUUCAAGGGGCCCGCCUGGGCUGCGUCGGUCCCGCGCCUGCCUACCUUUUUCGAACUCGUCCCGGUCGACCCCGAGUGGAUGGCUAAGGGUAAAGACAACGUGGUUCAUUAUUCCGGCGACUUGUGCCCCUUCUGGAAGCGCAACAUUUUUGCCGAGACUUCCUCGCUGAGGACCGUAUAGCUGUGUCUGAUAAGUCGUUCCUGAACUUUGCCUGUACCGAUGAAGACCGGCCUUGAUUAAUGUGAAGCCGGUCAAGCUUAGACCCUAGGCCGAACUCCCAAUUCACCGAGUUACGGCCCUCAAAAAUAACUGUACCCUGCUCAAUGCUGUCCUCCAAAAGGCUCUG